AUUGAAGGCAAAGGUAACGGAAUCAAGACUGUAGUUCCAAAUAUGUCAGAUAUUGCGCGUUCCUUGAGCCGACCACCGACAUAUCCCACUAAAUUCUUCGGAUGUGAACUUGGUGCUCAAGUUAAAUGUGACGAAAAAACCGAUCGUUACAUUGUUAAUGGCGCACACGAAGCCGCUAGACUUCAAGAAUUGCUCGAUGUCUUCAUUAAAAAAUUUGUUCUUUGUGCCGGUUGUAAUAACCCCGAAACUGAUUUAAUUAUUAUCGGUAAAAAUAAUAGUCAGAAAAUCAUCCGUGAUUGCAAGGCCUGCGGUCAACGAACUGAUGUUGAUAUGCGUCACAAGCUUGUUACCUACAUCCUGAAAUAUCCGCCUACUCCUCCCAAAUCUAAAGGCGCUAAAAAGGACAAGAAAACCAAGAAAGGUGAAGACGAUGAACAAGCAUCUCCCACUGGUAAAGGCUCUUCUGAAGAAGGAACGGAUGAUGAACUUACUCGUCGCAUCGAGGCUGAAGCUGCUAGUCUUCCUACUGCAGAUGAAUAUAAGGAUGAUGAUGAUUGGGUUCUUGACACCUCCGCGGAAGCUGUUGCAAAACGUACUAAAGAAUUUUCUAAACUUAUGUUAGACGAAAGCGGUUCAGACGACGAGAGUGAAGAUCCUUACGAACAACUCGAUAAAUGGUUGGAGAAAAAUGCUUCAUCAGCCUCUAGCAAUGAUAUAUAUAAGAAAAUUAAGGAACUUGGUAUUACCAAAGAAACUGAUCAGGUCUUGAAACAUCUUGUGCUUGGCCUAUUUGCGAAAAUUUUCCAGAGUCACUUGUCUACCAUUAAUAAACAUAUUCACAAAAAGGCCAAACUUUUACAAAAGUUUCUCCAAAGUCCUGAUGAUCAAAGAGCUCUUUUAGGAGCUACCGAAGUACUCGUCUCUGAACAUAAAGAUUUGUUUGAAAGUAAGAUUAUUUGUAGCAUUUUGAUGGGAUAUUAUCAAAAUGAUUUGCUUGAAGAAGAAGUGUUCCAAGCGUGGCUCGAAGGUAAUAGUUCUGAGACUUAUCGAAAUCUCUUUAAGAGAACUGCUUCAGUUAGCUACGUUGAUGCUGCAAUCAACCAAGAUAUUCGCAACAAGGCAAAGCCAUUUGCGAAAUAG
Messenger RNA from Dentiscutata erythropus, 1140 nucleotides. NCBI's taxonomy places the organism in Eukaryota, Fungi, Glomeromycota, Glomeromycetes, Diversisporales, Gigasporaceae. The record is from the annotation of a GenBank genome assembly.